Paramecium pentaurelia is the source of this 540-nucleotide messenger RNA. NCBI's taxonomy places the organism in Eukaryota, Ciliophora, Oligohymenophorea, Peniculida, Parameciidae. The record is from the annotation of a GenBank genome assembly.
AUGAAUUAGUUUUAAUCAAUAAGAGAAGGUUAUGAAUAAAUAGGACAUGAAUAGUAUUAUCAAGAAUAUGGAUCUAAUUAUAAAAAUCCUCAUGAAGAUAAAAUAAAAUAGGUCCUUUUGAUUGCCUUAGCUAAAUGGAAACCAAAAUUAAUAAAAGUUCUUGAUUUAGCAUGUGGUAGUGGAGAAAUCACACUAAUUUUAAAAUCUUUGGGAGUCAAAAAUAUUGUAGCAAUGGAUCCUUACACUAUGUAAGCAUUCAAAAAAAGAACUGGAGAUGAAUGUCUACCUAUUUCGUUUGAAUAGAUUGCAGAUGGAUAAAUUGGAGAUCAUGAAUAUUCAUUAAUUAUUUGUAGUUAUGCAAUGCAUUUAGCUGAUGAUUCCUUAUUGCCAGGUUUAUGUAUGUAAUUAGCCAUGAUUUCUAAACAUAUGAUUAUACUUUCUCCUCAUAAAAGACCAGUAAUUAAAUGGGGUUGGAAUUAAGUUGAUGAAAUAAUUAAAGAUAAGACUCAUGCUCGUUACUAUACUUCAACAUAUUUAUGA